Anolis sagrei ordinatus is the source of this 507-nucleotide messenger RNA. The record is from RefSeq and is a predicted model, not a curated record. Lineage: Eukaryota; Metazoa; Chordata; Lepidosauria; Squamata; Anolidae.
UCCGCACCACAUACAAACAGGCCUCACGCCUCCUGCGCCUUCGAACUCGUCUCAUUUUCCCGCCCAGGGGGUCGUGACGCAGGAGCGCGCGUGCCGAGGCCCCGCCCCUUCUCGUUCCCCGUCCUUUCGCUUUCCUUCUCGGCUUCCAUCGCUUCCUGAGGCGAGCCGGCGCCGGCCUGGAAGGAGGCAUGUCCCGCCCGAGCAGUGUUUCUCCGCGGCCCCCGGCCCUCAGCGGUCCCUCCAUGGCUGCCACCUCCUCCUCCAGCUCCUCCCGCGGCCGGUCCAAGGGGCUGAAGGACAUCCGCAUCGAUGAAGAGGUUAAAAUCGCCGUCAACAUCGCCCUGGAGCGGUUCCGAUACGGAGACCAGCGAGAAAUGGAAUUUCCUUCAUCCUUCACAAGUACUGAAAGAGCAUUCAUUCAUCGAUUGAGUCAGUCUCUUGGUCUGAUUUCUAAAAGUAAGGGGUAAGUCAAUAUCUUGUGAAGCAAUGCUAUUUCCAUUUGCAUGC